Molecule: messenger RNA, 604 nt
Organism: Austrofundulus limnaeus
Lineage: Eukaryota; Metazoa; Chordata; Actinopteri; Cyprinodontiformes; Rivulidae
Product: protein TsetseEP-like
Exons: 1
Source: RefSeq, a predicted model, not a curated record
CAACCUGAGGAGCAACCAGAGGAGCAACCUGAGGAGCAACCUGAGGAGCAACCAGAGGAGCAACCUGAGGAGCAACCUGAGGAGCAACCAGAGGAGCAACCAGAGCAGCAACCUGAGGAGCAACCAGAGCAGCAACCUGAGAAGCAAACUGAGGAGCAACCACAGCAGCAACCUGAGGAGCAACCUGAGGAGCAACCUGAGAAUCAACCUGAGGAGCAACCUGAGGAGCAACCUGAGAAUCAACCUGAGGAGCAACCUGAGGAGCAACCAGAGCAGCAACCUGAGGAGCAACCAGAGGAGCAACCAGAGGAGCAACCAGAGCAGCAACCAGAGCAGUAACCUGAGGAGCAAUGUAAGGAGCAACCUGAAGAGCAACCAGAGGAGCAACCUGAGGAGCAACCUGAGGAGCAAUGUAAGGAGCAACCUGAAGAGCAACCAGAGGAGCAACCUGAGGAGCAACCUGAGGAGCAAUGUAAGGAGCAACCUGAAGAGCAACCAGAGGAGCAACCAGAGCAGCAACCUGAGAAGCAACCUGAGGAGCAACCUGAGAAUCAACCUGAGGAGCAACCUGAGGAGCAACCUGAGAAUCAACCUGAGGAGCAAC